Chara braunii is the source of this 3046-nucleotide messenger RNA. Lineage: Eukaryota; Viridiplantae; Streptophyta; Charophyceae; Charales; Characeae. The record is from the annotation of a GenBank genome assembly.
CCACGUCAGCAGUGCCACGUCAGACACAGUGCCACGUAAGUAGUGCCACGUCAGUCACAAUGCCACGUCAGCAUGGCGGGUCCAGCAAUGGGCCUGCCAGGCCAACUGGCCAAUGAGCCUAUUGCCAACUACAAAAAGCGCUUCCAGGCUCAGCUCGCUUUCAUCGAGGCUGAGGAACAACGCCAGCUGGCAGCCGCGGCUGCCCGCCUACAGGCUGAAGAAGCGGCAACAGCAGAGAAUUUGCGGCUACAGGCCGAAGCAGAUGCAGAUGCCAAGGCUCGCCGCAAGGAAGCCCAGGAUCUGCUGCAGCGGCAUGAAGCCAACAACAUCGAGAGACUCAAGUUCUGGCACUUUGAACCGAACGGCGACGACGCAACACCGGAAGAGCAGCAUAAGGAGUUCCUCUCCAAACUCGUGACACGGUUGCUGUGUGCUUGCAACUACCAACGGUCCGAGUUAGAGCAACAGUACCAGGAUCUGAAGACACAGCACCAGGAGUUGGCGAACCUCCGCCGGAUGGUGCAGAGCCACGAGGAUGCAACAUGGGCACUCAAUUCCCGUGUGCUGGACCUGGAACAGGCUGUACCAGGACCAGAUGUUGGGGAUUCCAGCAGUGCACCCUCUAGCCGCCAACUGGAGGAACGCGUCGACCACGUCCUCGCAAUGCUCGGCGACAUCAGCACCUUUGCUGCGAGGACCACCAUCAGCAAUCAGCUGGACACUUUGAAGACCGAGUUCCAGCAACUGCAUUCGACGAACACGGAUGGCAACAAUCCUAAGCAAUACAAGAUGCCAACCUUUCAACUGGAGAAGUUCGACGACUACACACAUCAGGACCCGGUGCUCUGGUGGGAAGCAUUCACGACGCAACUUCAGAUUCUGCUUGUCGCCAAGCACGCGUACAUCGGCGCCCUGUUCAUGAACUCAAAGGGCGGAUGCCAGAUCUGGUUAACCCACCUGGCAGCCACCCAUGGCGUCGACGUCGCAGAUCUGAAGGACAAGAUCACAUGGGAAGAGUUAACACGGCUGUGGAAGAAGCGGUUCAUCGUCGACGACGCUCGAGCACUAGCCAUCAACCGUCUCUUCACCAUGUCUCAGGGCAACACAGCAACAUGGGACUGGCUCACGGAAUGGCAGAAGAUCGCGGCAGUGCCCGAUCUGGACUUACCUUUCACGCAUCUACGCCGUGAGUUCUACAACAGGUCAUGUGCUGCACUGAGCCAGGCACUUGGUGAUCGCGAGCAAUACACCACCUUCGCUGAGAUCAUUGAUAAGUCAAGGGAGAUCAUCAAGACCAACAGGUCAGUUGCGCACGAGAAGUCAACAUGGCAGCCAACCUAUGUGGAGAAGGUGAGAACUGGUCCGCGACAGCAGCAGUUCGCUGCAGUCCAAUCGGACAGUGGAGAAGACCCAGCAGCCACUCCAGCAUCACGUGAGGGAGAUCAGGUGGCUGCUGUCCAGCCGCGAAGCAACAAACCCCGAGUGAACGGGAAGGCGAAACCAGCAUCGCAGGCCGGAAACGGACAGCCAGCACCACCAUGGGUCAAGUUCGGCUUGACCAAGGCCGAGUUCAAGUACCGCAACCAUUACGGCUGCUGUUACUGGUGCACAGCACCAAGCACAAGACCUCCAUUUGCCAGGAUCAGGCCAAGGAGGAUGUGCGGCCUCGUCUUAACUCGGGAAACUGAGUUGCGUAGGAGAGCAUCUCGCAACUAUAUGAGUCAGGACUUCAUGACGAUCAGAAAUGUCGGCCCUCUACCACGCAUCGACGAUCUUCUCGAGCGACUAGGCGGCACCAAGUUCUUCUCCAAGCUCGAUCUCAAGUCGGGAUAUCACCAACUCGAGAUUCGCAAGGAAGAUCGCUACAAGACCGCGUUUAAGACGCAAUAUGGGCAUUUUGAAUGGCUGGUUAUGCCAUUUGGCCUUACGAAUGCCCCGGCCACUUUCCAAGCGGCUAUGACAACGGAGUUCCGACACAUGCUGGAUCGAUACGUACUUAUCUACCCCGACGACAUCCUGGUGUACAGCCGGAGUUUGGAGGAGCAUGUGGAACACCUGCGCACCGUUUUGGAGCGGCUACGACAAGCCAAGUACAAAGCCAACCGCGAUAAGUACCAGAAAGAUUGGGUUGACCGCCUCCCCGACAUCGAGUUCGCCUACAACACUUCAGUGCAUCCGGCGAUCGGCGUGACUCCAUUCGAGUUGCACCACGGUGGAUGGAAAGGCCGUAUCUUUGCCGACCUUCUCCUCCCUCGACCAGCCGACGUUGACGCCGCUUGCUCUCCCGCUUCCGUUCGGAAGUAUAGGGAAUUGCUGGCUCAGGCCCGCGCAAACGUGCAAAAGGCUCAGAUCCGCAUGCAGCAGCAGGCCAACAGGCGUCGCGUGCCAUGUCCCAUCCGCGCCAGUGAUCUGGUUUGGGUCUUCGCGGAAGAGUUUGCACUGGAACAGGAUGUUUCACGCAAACUGCUUCCCAAGUGGUUUGUACCAUGGUCUGUGACAUCAGCAGCGGGCGAUGAGCCCAAUGGCCCUUCAUUUGUGAUCAACAUUCCCGAGCAUCUGACGGUCCAUCCAGUCUUCCACGCAUCAAAGCUGGCAACAUAUACACCAGCUAAGAGCGAUGACUUCCCGGGCCGACGAUCGCAGGACCCUCCAUCUAUGGAUGGUCAUCAGGAGGUUGACCGCCUCAUCUUGGAUCGCAAGUACGACAGCAAGCCGCGACAGUACAAAGUUACAUUCCGAGCAUGCGAUCUCGACGACACUCGGUGGAUUUCAGGAGCAGAUUUGAAAACAUCCGCACCGCUGAUCUACGCUCACUAUGAGCGACAAAGGUUAGCCAAGGGACCUCCACGACCCGCCCCUCCCACCCGGACUGUGGUCCCUCCCUCAGACAGACAGCUUCGCCCUCGCAGGAAAGCUCUGUCUUUCAAGGAGGGGGGGGUGUGGCAUACUGCGUAGCCACACGGGCCCUGCAGGGCCCGUCCCGCAUUUCCAGCCUAAAAGCCUAAAAGUUAGGGCUUACAGGCCCUGGUCGUUUCAGCCUGAAAGC